Messenger RNA from Nipponia nippon (crested ibis), 2148 nucleotides. NCBI's taxonomy places the organism in Eukaryota, Metazoa, Chordata, Aves, Pelecaniformes, Threskiornithidae. The record is from RefSeq and is a predicted model, not a curated record.
AUGGUGGCCGUCCCCGAGCUCUCCCCCGAGGCCUCCCGGCUCCUGCUCUCGGCCGCGCUCUCCCUUGCCGCCGUCCUCCUCUUCCUCACCUUCCUCCCCCCCGCCCCGCGGAGGGGGCAGCUGCCAGGUCAGUGCCCACCAGUACCAGCAGGGAGGGCAGACUGGAACCACCUCUUGGCCGAGCUGGUGAAAGUGGGGGGGAUCACGGCGGAGGAGGCGAAGAAAUCGAGUUACCUGAACAUCGUGGGCAUGGUGGGCUCCAUCGACAACGACUUUUGCGGCACCGACAUGACCAUCGGCACUGACUCGGCGCUACACCGUAUCAUGGAGAUCGUGGACGCCAUCACCACCACGGCCCAGAGCCACCAGCGGACCUUCGUGCUGGAAGUGAUGGGUCGCCACUGUGGCUACCUGGCGCUCAUCACCGCCCUGGCCUGCGGCGCCGACUGGGUCUUCAUCCCCGAGUCCCCCCCUGAGGACGACUGGGAAGACCACUUGUGCCGGAGGCUGACGGAGGUAGGNNNCUCGAGGCUGAACAUCAUCAUCGUGGCCGAGGGGGCCAUCAACAAGCAGGGCAAGGCCAUCACCUCCGACGACAUCAAAAGCCUGGUGGUGAAGCGUUUGGGAUACGACACCCGCGUCACCAUCCUGGGUCACGUCCAGCGCGGCGGGACGCCCUCCGCCUUCGACCGGAUCCUGGGCAGCCGGAUGGGUGUUGAAGCCGUCAUGGCUCUGCUGGAGGGGACCCCCGACACCCCCGCCUGCGUCGUCAGCCUCUCGGGCAACCAAGCCGUGCGCCUGCCCCUUAUGGAGUGCGUCCAGGUGACCAAAGACGUGACGACGGCGAUGAACGAGGGGCGCUUUGAAGACGCCCUGAAGCUGCGGGGCCGGAGUUUCCAAAACAACUGGAACGUGUACAAGCUGCUGGCACACAUCCGUCCCCCCUCCACCAAGGUACGGCAGCGGGGACGGGGCGACGGGGACCUCCCCGGACCCCCCCAACCCCGCCAACGUUUCCAAAACAACUGGAACGUGUACAAGCUGCUGGCACACAUCCGUCCCCCCUCCACCAAGACCGCCCUCAUCCACGGGCACCGGAUGCUGGCGGUGCACGACGGCUUCGAAGGGCUCGCCUACGGGAAGGUGGAAGAGAUCAGCUGGGAGAGGGUCGGCGGCUGGACGGGGCUGGGAGGAUCCAAACUGGGGACGAAGAGGACUUUGCCCAAGAAAUAUUUUGAGGAAAUCAGCGCCAACAUCAGCACCUUCGGCAUCCACGGGCUGAUCAUCAUCGGCGGCUUCGAGGCUUUCACGGGCAGCCUGGAGCUGAUGGAGGGGAGAGCCAAGUACGAGGAGCUCUGCAUCCCGCUCUGCAUCAUCCCCGCCACCGUCUCCAACAACGUCCCCGGCUCCGACUUCAGCAUCGGCGCCGACACCGCGCUCAACACCAUCACCACGACCUGCGACCGCAUCAAGCAGUCGGCGGCCGGGACCAAGCGCCGCGUCUUCAUCAUCGAGACCAUGGGCGGCUUCUGCGGCUACUUGGCCACCAUGGCGGGGCUGGCGGGCGGUGCCGAUGCCGCCUACAUCUACGAGGAGCACUUCAACAUCCACGACCUGCAGGUCAACGUGGAGCAUUUAACUGAGAAGAUGAAGACGACGGUGAAGAGGGGGCUGGUGCUCAGGAACGAGCGGUGCAACGAGAACUACACCACCGACUUCAUCUACAACCUCUACUCGGAAGAAGGGAAGGGCAUCUUCGACUGCCGGAAAAAUGUCCUGGGGCACAUGCAGCAGGGUGGUACCCCGACCCCCUUCGACCGGAAUUUCGGCACCAAAAUGGGUGCCAAGGCGGUGGCCUGGAUCACUGGAAAGAUCAAGGAGUGCUCCCGGCAUGGUCGGAUCUUCGCCAACACGGCCGACUCGAUUUGUCUGCUGGGCAUGCGCAAGCGCAGCCUCGUCUUCCAGCCCAUCACCGAGCUCAAGGAGCAGACGGACUUCGAGCACCGCAUCCCUAAGGAGCAGUGGUGGCUGAAGCUUCGCCCCAUCCUAAAAAUCCUGGCCAAGUACAACAUCGAGCUGGACACCUCGGAGAAAGCCCACCUGGAGCACAUCACGCGCAAGAGGAUCUCGCUCGAGUCCAACAUCUAA